This is a messenger RNA of Haemonchus placei, 279 nucleotides long. The record is from the annotation of a GenBank genome assembly. NCBI's taxonomy places the organism in Eukaryota, Metazoa, Nematoda, Chromadorea, Rhabditida, Trichostrongylidae.
AUGAGCGAUGAUGAUAGCAUCGACUUCGAUAUCACUAUUUCUGGAUCGAGAAAAAUUCUAGCAUUGAGCAAUGCUCGACGACUCGAAGGAUUUCUGUUCAAAGCUAGAAGGAGGCAAUCGGUGGGCUUCCCAGCAACUCCUCCACCACCAUCACGAAAGCAGACAUGGAUGGAUCGGGUGCAUAGCCGGUUGGCCUUCUGUGCCCUAUGCGUAUUUGUGCUGUUCAUUGUCGUCGGAUUAGUAUUGCUGUUCUCAAAUAUCCAAGAACGUCCGCCGUAA